Molecule: messenger RNA, 8203 nt
Organism: Hirundo rustica (Barn swallow)
Lineage: Eukaryota; Metazoa; Chordata; Aves; Passeriformes; Hirundinidae
Gene: RNF150
Product: ring finger protein 150
Exons: 7
Coding region: 22-1320 (432 amino acids)
Source: RefSeq, a predicted model, not a curated record
GCCGGGCGGGGGGGCCGGCAGAUGAAGAUGGCAAUGUCUGUGAUCCAAGCGUGCCGCAGCCUGGCGCUCUCAACAUGGCUGCUGUCCUUUUGUUUCGUGCAUCUGCUGUGCCUGGACUUCACCGUGGCCGAGAAGGAGGAGUGGUACACGGCCUUCGUCAACAUCACCUACGCCGACCCGGCGGCCGGCAGCGCCGAGCUCCGCAGCGAGAAGAGCGAGUGCGGGCGCUACGGCGAGCAGUCGCCCAAGCAGGACGCCCGCGGGCAGGUGGCCCUCUCCGCCUCGCCCUUCGACAUGUACGCCUGCGACCCCGGCACCCGCUUCAACGCCCCGGCGCCGGGCAAGAGCUGGGUGGCCCUGAUCCCGCGGGGAAACUGCACCUACAAGGACAAGAUCCGCCACGCCGCCGCCCAGAACGCCUCGGCCGUCGUCAUCUAUAACGUGGGCUCCAGCAACGCCAACGAGACCAUCACCAUGCCGCACGCAGGCUUAGAAGAUGUUGUAGCAAUAAUGAUUCCUGAACCCAAAGGAAAGGAGAUAGUGAGCCUCCUGGAGAGGAACAUUACUGUGAUGAUGUACAUAACCAUCGGGACACGCAACCUGCAGAAGUACGUCAGCCGGACCUCGGUGGUGUUCGUCUCCAUCUCCUUCAUUGUGCUGAUGAUCAUCUCCUUGGCAUGGCUGGUCUUCUACUACAUCCAGAGAUUCCGCUACGCAAAUGCCAGAGACAGAAAUCAGCGCCGGCUUGGAGAUGCUGCGAAGAAAGCAAUCAGCAAGCUGCAAGUCAGGACGAUCAGGAAAGGUGACAAGGAGACUGAGCCAGACUUUGAUAACUGUGCUGUUUGUAUCGAAGGCUACAAGCCCAAUGAUGUUGUCAGGAUAUUGCCUUGCAGGCACCUUUUCCACAAGUCCUGUGUAGACCCCUGGCUGCUAGACCAUCGUACCUGCCCGAUGUGUAAAAUGAAUAUUCUAAAAGCUCUAGGGAUUCCGCCCAAUGCGGAUUGCAUGGAUGAUAUACCUCCAGACUUGGAAGCGUCCAUAGGAGGCCCACCGACCAACCAGAUCACGGGAGCCAGUGACAUCACCGUGAACGAGAGCUCGGUGGCCCUGGACACCCCAGCCCGCGCCGUGGGAGCGCUGCAAGUCAUCCAAGACGUGGACUCCUUUCCCCAGGCUGGCGAGGGGAACUUCACAACGAGCAAUGAACAGGAGCCAGCAGUCAGCAGUGAUUCAGAUAUUUCGUUGAUUAUGGCAAUGGAGGUUGGACUGUCCGAUGUGGAGCUUUCCACCGAUCAAGACUGCGAAGAGGUGAAAUCUUGAAAAACGGAGAUCCAGCACUAAACUCCAGGGGAGGGUCACAGGUAGGGACCGAGUUGGCUUUCUAGGAUUUGGACCAGUCAUGCACAUGCCUCCAGAGCACUGUCACUCCUGCACACUCCACACUGAGACGGUCAUGAAAAGCAAUAGCAGCUCUCGUGUCCGCCUGGAUGCGGUUUCAUCGUCUGCGCGCCUUCGUUGGGCUCACGCGGGAGACGGACGCUUGCAGCUUACCCGCGUGCUCGAGAGCCGUCAUGGAACUCGCCGGGGGCUCGUAAACGUGAGACUGAAAUGACAGCUUGAGUGUUUUCUACACUUGUUCAAUCCAAUUUUUUUGUUGGGCUUUUUGAAGAGGCGUUUGUUUAUUUUAUUUGUUUGUUUGUUUAUAGUUUGUUAUGGAUGGACGCUCUGUUUUUAUUGACUGACCCCAGCUUUUUCAAGAGUUCAGUCCAGAAAUCUGAAUUCCCGCUCACUGGUCACUUCGUGAUCUGACCGGGAUUUAUCAUUGCCUUGUUGUUUCUGCAUGAAUUACGUGUGGCUGGCUUCAGAAGGAUGAUGCACCAGCACCCUGCGUUAAUGUAACACCUGCUUUCUUUACCUGGAAGGCUUGGAAAUGGUAUCUUCUGAAGGCUUUUAUUUGUAUGAGAGCUCUGAAUUAGCAGAAAUUUGGGUUAAAAUGACGUUCGUUUGUCUUUUACUUAGAGCUCUGUUCUAGACAGGUAUUGCACAGUGUGAGGGAGAGAAAGAAAAGCUCAAAGCGUCACUCCGUCCAUGUAGUCCUGUCCUGUAUUUUAUGCUAUUCACAGCUGUCAGUACAUUAGUGUCCUUCCUUCAGGUGACAAUUCAGUGGCUGGAAAAAAGGGAUCUAGCAUAACAUCAUUUCUUUUCUUAAUUUUACAGACCAAAACCAGAUCAGUGAGCUAAAGAAGCACCUGAGAGGUUUCGGGAGGCUGCUUAUUAACAGUUCUGCAUUGAGUGAGUGACAGUGUUCUUACAAAGGGUCUGGAGAUGCUGAGGGAGCAAGAGGCAGCCGUUUGAAAUGUUUAACCCCUGGUUUGCUUUGGGUCUUUUCCCUUAGUGUCUUUCAUUUUUCACAUUUUGGCAGAGGUUUUUGUCUGCUUGUUAUCUCACGGGGGCUCGGGUGGUUUGAUGCCCUCCAGAGUCCCUGUCAGCGGUGUUGGAAGCAUAACAGACUAUUUGUAUACAGAUACCAAAAUAUAUUGGGGAGGGAAUUUGAAAGUAAAAGAGCUAACAUACAUCAAAACACCUAAAUAAUAAUGGCCUGAUGUAAUAAUUUAUUUCAUCCUGACCUCUGCUUUCCAGGUAAGAGCUCAUUGUUAACUGUUCAGUGUAGGAUUUGGUUUUUCAGUCAAAAUACUCAGCUGUGAAGAAGCUUACUGUUACACAAGAGUACAUCAUUUCUGUUGAGAGUCAGAUGAUUUGAAUCACGUUACUGCCUCCUGAGUUGGUCCACAGAAUCAACAAUUCAUCUUACAUUGAAAUUUCACGCAGAGGUCAAACGUUUUGACUUGGUUGUGUCAUGGCAGCAUCUCAAAAUGCAACUGCUGGGGCUCUCUGCAUUUAAUCCCUUGUGGAAAUUUACUUGUUAAAUGUGAAAAUCGGCUUCCAGCCAAAAUUUCUGUUUGUCAGAUUUUGUUCAGGAACAAAUGUGUUUAGAAAUAUCCCUAAAAUUUUGACUGACAUGCUUCUUUAGUAUAUGAAGAAGAAAAAAAUAUUCUCCAUGCUCUUUUUUAGAACUAAUUAAACAUUUAGUUUAAUUUGCUUUUAUGUUCUUAGUCCCUAAACUGCGGGUUAAUCUUGAGGUAAAGGUUUUAAACUGAAAGAGGGCAGAUUUAGAUUAGAGAUUAGAAAUAAAUUAUUGCUGUGAGGGUGGUGAGGCACCAGAAGAGGUUGCCCAGAGAAGCUGUGGAUGCCCAAUCCCUGAAAGUGUUCAAGGCCAGGUUGGAUGGAACUCUGAGCAACCUGGUCUACGGAAAUAUGUCCCUGGCCAUGGCAGAGGGUUUGGAACUAGAUGAUCUUUAAGGUCCCUUCCAACCCAAGCCAUUCUGUGAUUCUAUGAAAAUGGCCCAUAAAUGUGCUGUUACCUCCUUAGAGGCCAUUGGAAUGGAAAUGUUUUUUCAAUGAAAGAGAGGAGAUGGAGGCAGCUGGAAAUCUCGGUUAAAAAAGAAGGUUACAGACUGCUCCGGAGGGUACACGAUGUCAGUCUCGACAAUAUUUGUGGUUCUGUAAUCUUGUUUUCCGGAUUCUUUUAUGUCUUCUCUACUCCUUGCUGCUGUGGGAAAGGCCUGACACAUCAAUGUUGAAAUUGACCCCUACACACAAGAGUUUGCACACAAGGUACUGCAUCAGCUCCACUUAAGCUCUGUAAAUAAUGCUGAAAUGGGAUUUAAGUGGCGUUUACAUCAAAUUUUGACCCAGGAAUGAAAUUCAUUUCAAAAAUCUGCAGGGGAAGGAGUGAGGCUGGUUGUAUAUAGUAGGGGCUCCUUAUAGAAAGUCCACACACUGGUACAAUUUCUUCUCCACCACUGGAGCCUGGGUGCCACGUGUCACAGGAACAUCACAAACACAAUGUUGGCAGUGAUCCUGUCACAUGUGCAGACUGUGGCUCAGCACACAGGCAGAGAACUCCUGGCCAAACUGUUUGGGGUUUCAGAGGAGCUGUCACAAAGUCUUUGUUCUAUUUCUUGAACUGAAUUAAGUUGAUCUCAAUGGAUAGAUUGACCAAUUAGCUGUUGCUGUGGCAGAACCACGCACGUAGCAGAAUGAGCAAAGUCUGGAAGAGCGAGGCAGGCGGGGAAACUCAGCUGAUACUGAGCCGGGUCCUUUGCCCAGCAAAAUCAUUAAAGGGAGCUGUGCUCAAAAAGGCUUCGCAGAUCUGUUCAUUCAGAUGCUGCACCUACUUCUGGGAACAUUUAAUGAGGAACUUUGUAGAGGUCUCAUGCUGUGCACACACUUUUCCUAAAGAUCCCGUACGAGAUCAGGCCCCUCAGGGUCUACAGGUGGCCACUGGCAGAGGCAGGGUGCCAGGCUGGGUGAGUGGUUUUGACAUAUCACCGGUUGGUGAUGUGCCUUUUGGAAGAGGCAUCCUAGCAGAGCUGGGUCAGGAAUCUUUCUGCUUUUGUUUUCCCAGUUCUACCGGCAGGUUCACUCAGGGAAGAUGUUGUUCCAUCCCUGUCCUCAGGUGCUGAGCACAGUUAAGUGAUGAUGAGGGCAAAGCCAGCUUACACAUCACUGAAGCUUGAACUUAGGAAAGCACUUGAGUAAAUGUUUUAUUCCAUCCUUCUUCAAAAAACCGCUUAUGAUUAAUUUUGGACUUGUACCAAAAUUGCGUUAUUUUCAAUAGGUCUUCUGUGAGCAUAAUUAAGCCCCUGUGUCAAAAGGAAAUGUCCUCCUGAAGCUCAGCCUGACUGACAACAAUCUUUGCAUAUAUAGCCUGUGAACUACCUUGGGAAUUUGAGGUGCUUUAUAAACGUUAAGACCCCCUGAUGUGUGUGUUUGUAACACGUGUGAAAGCCUUAAUUCUGUCUCUCUGCAUGCCUGUGCACACUUUGGCACUGCUGCCCGCCAAGCUUGGGCGUUAGGUAGGUGGGGUUCAGCUGCUGGGGACACAGCACUGGUUGUUCAGAAGGGAGAGCAGCCUUUAGCAUGCAGCCAGGGAAGAAGAAAAUCCUCCAGAGCCCUCUGGCAAGCAAGUGUUCACCAAUACAAUUCUGCAGGCUGGGCCCAUGGCCGGGCUCGGGGUCAUCUCCUGCACAGGGGCGGUGGCCAGGGGAUUGUGUGGCUCCCGGGAAAAGGCACUCCUGUCAUUGAGUCGAUCCUGUGCCCCUCCCAGCAAUUCCUAUCUUGUCAUCUGAAGCACUUUUCUUUUCCCUGAGCAAGUGGUAGGUGGCAGAAGCAUUUCCCUUCGCGUGGCUCAUCAUUGCUCGGGCUGGGUUGCAGGAUAAAACUUGGUGAGACAGAAACCGCGCUCAGAGUAUACUUGGAUUUUCUUGGGUUUCACUGAGCUGCCUUCCCAAAGGUCUGUCCAGUAGGUAGGAUGCAUGGAAAGUGCUGCAGGCAGAAUUUUGCACUCACAAAUGACCUGGUGCAUGCAUGCAGAUGUGCAAGGCACCGGGUCUGCAUCCCCACAGCUCACCUGUUCUGCUGGGGAUACGGAUCUGGCACUUACUGAGGGUUUGGGUUUUUUUUAUUUUCUGACUCUUUUCGAGCCUCUAAAACAGGAUCAGGACUAUCAUAGCACUGUAGUUUGUUCUUUAAGCACUCUGUAGAAUUAAAUGGACAUCUAUGCAUAUGAAAGUGCAUUGAUGUGAGUAUGGAAACUGCGCUGUUGCGAAAUCAGAAGCGGUUGUCAUUUUUAGGCCUUCUAUUUGAGGGAGACUGUGGCACUAAAGAAAAAGGCUUUGUAGAGGCAGUUUGGAAAAAUCGAUUAUUGAAAUCACGUAUGAUAAGUGGUCCCUUGGAUCUCACUAAUGACCCCUGGAUCAAAUCUCAAGGAAGUCAUUGCAAGAAGGGCAUUGAUGUUGGGAUGCGUCCAUUUUACAGGACUAGAAUGGCAGAGGAAUCCAGCCUGUUCCUUCCCAGCCCAUCUCACGAGUGUUUGUCCAAGGGUGAGCUUUGUUGCAGGGGAGGGAGAUCAUGGGAUCAGACUUGCACAGCGCUGAUUCCUCUCCCGCGUUUUGUGCCUCCGGUAUCUCUUGGAGCAGCUGGGAGAAGGGAAAGGAGCUGGCCCGAGUUCAGCUCCAGGGCUGGGUGAAAAGCAGGCCAUGGGCUUUCAGCAGGUUGGGCACAGCCGAGCUUCUUCAUGGCUAUUGCUGACCCUGGGGUCGGCACUUUGUGUUGAUGAACGCCGAGCCCCCGUGGACUCGUUUGUUUGUGGAUGCACAAACCCGUGAGCGGAUUCGGGGCAGGCAGCGAAGGCGGUGAUUCGGCUUGGUUAGCGCCAGCGGGAAACAGUGUGCCGAAUUCCAGGGCUGAGGGAAAGUGAGGCUGGAGGGGUUGCUUUCUUAAACAGGGGAAAUGGAUCCAAAACAAGCGCUGCUUUCAUUUUACCAAGCUGUUACCUGAACUAAUUGAUAGUUUCAGAGAACGAAGAGUGCUAGCUGGACUGUUCAGGGAGGGUUGGUUUGUGCAGCAGAUGGCAGCUGCGGGUUGGCACGGAGGGCGAGGGUCAGGGCUGCCCCUCUGCCACAGCGCUCACCCCUCCGGGCUGGACACCCACUUGGCCCCUUUAUCUGCCCAUUUCUUUUUCAAGGAAGCACCCUCGAGAAAGGAGCGCUCCUUGAAAAAGGAGCUGUGUUUCAAAGGGAGAAACAAAGAAAUGAAAGAUGUGGAUUUUGGACGAAAAGCCAACGGAUGAUUUUUCCAUCUGAAAUUAAUCUUGUCCCUCUCGAGUAUUUUAAUUGUGAAUUGGUGGAAGUUACUUCUUUCUGUAGUGACUGGAAAAAGAAAUGAGAGGAAAAAAAGGAGUAAUGGUGUUUUCCCUUUUUUGUUUCUUUCUUGAUUCUUCGGUCCUGAGUAGCAUUAAACACGAUACCCGGAUCACAAUGCUUGUUUGCUCUGAAUGUAUACAGUUAUUUCAGAUGUCAAAUAUCUAAAUGUUUUGUAUAUGUAUGUGAUGCCAUCCUCAAUACUUGUUUCAUGUUAGGAACCUGAAAUGACUGUACCAUUUUAUAAUUAGAUAUGUAAAGAGGGGACAGCGGGUGGGAGGGUCUGUUAUUUUUAUACCAAGAUGUUCCUUGUAUUUAGUGAACAUUUAAAACAGUUUUGUACUUGUCAAAAUAUACAUUCCAUCCAUUUCCAGAAGAGAAUUAUUUCUAUUUAGAGUAGUUUAUAAGCAAACAAACAAACAAAAAAAAAACCAAAAAAACAAACAAACAAAAAAAGGAAGUGGCAUCCCACUUGUAUGCAGUUCCUGAACAGAGCAGCAGUAUCCUGGUUUUCUGUGGUGGCAACAGAGCUUUUUCUCUAGCCGUGCUCUUCUCAAAUGCAGCAGAGCCAUACCAGCAAAAGCCAUUGUUACAAAAGGAAUAAAAAUCCCAAACGAAGUAAAUACCAUAUGGAUCAGCGCACAGCUUAACCGAAUAACUGGCUGAAGUUCAGAGACAAUGGUCUGUCCCAGUGAAAGCCUCCAAAGAGUGCGGCUCUGGACAGCAGGAGCACAUUCACCGGGAGGCUUCGGCUCUCUGUGCGUGCCUGGCAGAGCCAGCAGGCUCAGCGGGCUGGGGGGAUGCAGGGUUGUUACGUGGCUCUGGCUGUGCUGCAGCUUUGGUUUGGGAAACACCUACCAAAAGGCCGUGGCAAAGUCACGCUGUGGCAUUGGCACGGGCCGUCCUUUUCCUUGCAGUUGUCUUUGUCGUUCCCUCCCUCUCCCCGCUACCUGUGACGUGCUGCCAAAACCGUGCAGUAGCAGUUUGUGAAGACUUUUUUUUUUUUUUUGCCUUUUUUUUCCCCUUCUUUGCAGUCUUGCAAGUAAACUUUUAACUCUUUGCUGACAUUUUAUAACGUAUGCAUCUUCCUCUCCAAUGCACUUUAUCUCUCUUGAAAAACUUGGGAGUCGGAGAACUACCAUCUUAAAGGGAUUUGCCUGAAAUCGUGAGACACGUACUUUUUAUUAUUUUGUGUCCUUUUUGCUUUGUUAGAUACUGUAAGUGCUAAAGAGCAUAGACAGUGACUCAGCUGGGGGAAAUACCGAAAUGUUGUGGCUAAUACUUGGAAGCAUUAUUCAGUAGUCCAACAUGGCUAUUUUUGUUAUAUAGAGGAUUAUAAUGUAAAUAUGUGAGACCGUGUUACUACGUACUAGUAAAAUAUUGCAACUCUCAAAAGUUAAGAUGGUGAAUUCCAAGGAAUUUUAUUGCAAGUUUUUUAA